Molecule: messenger RNA, 933 nt
Organism: Miscanthus lutarioriparius
Lineage: Eukaryota; Viridiplantae; Streptophyta; Magnoliopsida; Poales; Poaceae
Source: the annotation of a GenBank genome assembly
AUGCCGGAUUGGCCAGCUUGGCACUUUGAUUCAAAGGGCCUAUUCUUAGUGAAAUCAGCAUAUAAGGUUGCAACGCAGAAUCGGGACAAUGUGGCUGGAAGGAAUGCGGAGGUGUCGGUGGGGGGUGGAACAGCGGAAGCUCAAUUCCCAUGGCACAAGAUCUGGCAGCAGAAGGUGCCCAACAAGGUCCAAAUGUUCCUGUGGUCGAGGAAAGAAGUUGCUGAAAAGUUAUGGACAAUGCCACCCGAGAAGCAACUGAAGAUCGUGGUGUGGCUGUGGAGAUGGUGGACGGCGAGGAACAAGGCAAAUGCGGGUGAAAGAGUGCAAAGUGCUAGGGAGGUAUGCAACUCAGUUCAAUACCACCUAAGCGAAUUUGCAAAAUUAAAAGGACCAGAGAAACAGCGUGAUCAACCACAGAAAGUGAAGUGGAAGCCAGCACCGGAUGAGCAAUACAAGUUGAAUGUGGAUGCGGCCUUCUCAGCUCUAACAAGGAAGGGAGGAUGGGGCUGUGUGGUGAGGAACAAUGCAGGUGCUGUACUGGACAUUGGGGCAGGCAACAUCCAAAGAGCAAGAAGUGCUCUUCAUGCUGAUGCCUUGGCUGCCCUAUAUGGCUUGGAGAGAGCAGAACAGCUCGGGAUGACAAGGAUAAUCUUGGAGACAGAUGCUUCAAACUUAGGCAAGGCACUGACAACAAUUCUGAUGGAUAGUGGCCCGGAAGGGGCUCUGUUUAGGCAGAUUCGGUUUGCAAUGGCUAGAAACUUUGUUUCAUGCUCCAUCUCAAUCCGUCCUAGAUCAUGUAAUAGAGUGGCUGAUUGUAUGGCCAGCCAUGGUGUAGCUGCCUAUCCUGAUGGAGGACGAGCGUUCUGGUGCCAGGCACCAAACUUUGUAAACGAAUUUGUCUCCGGCGAUUUGCAUGGAGCUCUUGGUUUAUAA